UGGAACAUUGCAUACGCUGACUGAGCAGUACAGUACACCUGUUACGUGGGCGCUCGACAAAGGCAGUUCUUUUAAAAUGAAGCAAGUCAUCCUCGCUCUCGUAUCGCUCUGCUUCUUCGGCCCUUUUGCAGAAACGUGCGACUCCACAACAAUAUCCGAGGCCAACAUUGACUGCUACAAAAGAUUUGAAAAGGAACACGGCGGCCUUCCCCGAAAACCAAAUGAUCCAAUUGAGCCAACUGGGAAUAUAAGAUUACUCUGUUGUAUGUUAAAAUACAACAAGUAUUGCGUUCCUAAACUCCUAGAAGACAAAGGAUGCCACCCCGCUGCUGCUCUACAAUCUGCGACGGAGAUAGAGACAAGAAUGAAAAAUUGUCCAACAACCAACCCGAUAUGCGUCCCUCCACCACAGUGCAAGCGAGGCUUACCCGACGCCAAACUCAUUUGCGAGUACAGAUAUAAAAAUGAACAUGGGACCACAGCUCCAAAGCGUCGUGCAGACCUGCAAGCGAGAGAUCAGGGCCGAGACAAAGUGCACAAAAAACGUUGCUGUCUAAUGCAAUUCAUCAAGGAUUGUGUUCCGAAAAUACUCCAAGAAGAGUACUUAUGUAGUGAUCCAGACUUUCUUGAGAUGUUCUUCGAGCAAAUACGAACCGAGUGUGGAACAUCCAAGUGGGACUGUACAGGUGUCCCUGCACCACAGUGCGAUGACGAACAAUUAUCCAACGCGAUGAAAAUUUGCGAUUACAAAUAUACGGAUGAGCACGAAACCCCAGCUCCAAAACGUCGUGCAGACCUACAAUCUAGGGAUUUGAGCCCUGCUCAGGUGCACAAACUACGUUGCUGUCAAAUGGAAUACAACAAGGUUUGUGUUCCGCGAUUUCUCAAACAUGACAGAUGCAGUGAUCCAGAUUUUAUUGAAAUGUUCCUCGAGCAAGUACGCGCAGAAUGUGGAACAUCCAAGUGGGUCUGCAUGAAGUGCAAUCAAAGAGCUAUAUCCGAUGCCGAAUAUGUGUGCUUAAGGAAGUACGAACAGGAACAUGGCAUUAUUUCUAGAGGCCUGAUGUCCGGCAAUGACAAAGGACUGUGCUGCACGUUGGACUACAAGAAGAAUUGUGUUCCAGACCAACUAAAAGCUAAAGGAUGUGGUGAACAACUUGUUCAGAAUUAUGUUGCGAAGAUACAGCGCGAAAUGACAAACCAAUGUGCAGCAUCGAACUCGAUCUGCUUGCAGUGCAAUCAAAAAACUAUAUCCGAUGCCGAAGAUGUGUGCUUAAGGAAGUACGAACAGGAACAUGGCAUUAUUUCUAGAGGCCUGAUGUCCGGCAAUGACAAACGACUGUGCUGGUAA
Molecule: messenger RNA, 1351 nt
Organism: Ornithodoros turicata
Lineage: Eukaryota; Metazoa; Arthropoda; Arachnida; Ixodida; Argasidae
Exons: 10
Coding region: 77-1351 (424 amino acids)
Source: RefSeq, a predicted model, not a curated record